CAUUGAAACACUUUCGAUAAUUUUUUUAUAUCAAAUUGGUGUUAGUUGGUAGAGAAAUGGCGUUCAUCGGAGAUGUUACUGCUGAUCAACUGCUAGCUGGUUCUAGUGUACUGACCAGACCCGCGGAGGAAUUUAGUAAUGAUCCUUCUGUGGAAGCUAUGUGGGCAAUGAAAGCAAUGGAGCAUGCUGAAGUUUACUUUAAUAUUUUGUGCUCUGUUGAUCCUAAACUUUUGAAGCUUACUCCUCAUGAUGAACAGAUAUAUAAAACCUUUAGAGAAAUUUUUCCCGAUCUUAAGGUGGAUAAGAUAAAUGAAGAUGAGUUAAAGUCAGAAGAAGGAAAAGUGAGGUGGAGACCAUUUUGUGAACAGUUCAAAGGGCUUGUGGAAGAUUACAGUUUUGGUACAUUGUUGAGGGCAGAUUGUGAAGGAGAUUACUCAGAAGAAAACAGUAUACUCACAACUAGAAUACAAUUUUAUGCCAUUGAACUUACCAGAAAUAGAGAAGGAUAUAAUGAUGGUAUCAGGAAAAAAUACAAACCAAAACGGAUUACAGAAAAAUUAUAAUUAUAACAAUUACGAUACUCUAAUAUUCUAUGUUUAAAAAAAAUAUUUGAAUAGCACGUAAUUUUU
Messenger RNA from Dufourea novaeangliae, 629 nucleotides. RefSeq names its product protein PBDC1. The transcript has 4 exons. Bases 57 to 563 code for a protein of 168 amino acids. NCBI's taxonomy places the organism in Eukaryota, Metazoa, Arthropoda, Insecta, Hymenoptera, Halictidae. Gene Ontology annotation, cellular component: cytoplasm. The record is from RefSeq and is a predicted model, not a curated record.